CUUAUUUACCAUUUCAAUCUGAGAAUGUUGUUUUUUACUCGACCCAUCCAUUCACCACAUCCUUUAUGAAAUAGCCAUAUCUUUAAUACAUGGAAGCAGCGUGCUGAAAAGCAUAGGAAAAUACUUAUUUUAUAUCAAUAUUUAAUUCAAGGACCAUAAAGACGGCGUUGGAGAUGGGUUACAUUCGUGGGCUGAUAGACCUGUUCAAAAUAGCAUUGCUAAAGCUCAUUAAAAAUGGCUUGCAAAUAUUUGCGCUCAUAUUGAUGACUGAAGCUCAGUGGCUAAAUUGGGUUAUUCACAAGCUGUCCCCGUCCAGAUUGGGUCAAUUUCAAUUGGUACUGUAUAUUUUGAUGGUAUUCAGCUAUAUAUAUGCAAACAUAACCCCUCCUGGAACCCCAAUGACUGCGUUGUUUGAGCCGAAAACGAGUAACCAAUAUAUGAAGCGAAAAGAUGGAAUGCCUCGCUAUUGCAGCAAAUGCCUGCAAUACAAGGCUGACCGAACUCAUCACUGUUCACGUUGCGAUUCUUGUGUGCUGCGCAUGGAUCAUCAUUGUCUUUGGUUUCGGAAUUGUAUUGGAUUUCAUAACCAUAAGCUUUUUUAUCUCGUAUGCUUAUAUUUGACAACGUAUUCCCUGACGAGCGUUUACAGUACUUUUAUGGCCAUAACAAAGCAUUUUACUGCAGCAAAUGGAACCAUCAGCUCUGUCUAUUUAGUGUUUUGGGGUUCUCUCUUUGCAUUUGCGUUUGGCCUUAGUAUUGUAAUGGUUGCGUUUACUGUUUAUCAUACUUUCCUUCUUUUUCAGAAUAUCACUACCUUAGAGUCUAUGAAAUCUAGCUGGUCGAAAUAUGCCAAAUCAACACAGCCAUUUAACGUUGGUCUGUAUAAUAAUUGGUGCCAGGUGAUGGGAUCAGCACCAUGGUUCUGGUUUCUCCCCGUUAGAAAUUCGAUAGGAAACGGAACAGUUUAUCCCAUUAACCAAAAUGCCCUUCCUUACAUUCCCUCUUCAGAAGAAAAACUAGAAACUUCCUUUGAAAAGACGUCUGCUCCUAUUGGUUAUAGAGAAAAUGAAUGGGCUAGUGAUGAGGAAGAAUUUGCAAUGAAGAGUCGUCGCUGGAAUCCUCAUCUUGGCCAGUUUGAGUGGCUUGAUGAGGUAGUUUGAAUUUACUUGGAUUCUACGAUUCUGCCUUCUUCUCUGGUCUCUUGUUUACCGAAUCAGAAAGAUUUAUAUUCUUUAUCCGCUUUGUUUGUUUUAUGUUAUAAUUUGAUCGUAUAAUUGUGUCGAUCUUGGAUAUAUUUAUUUUUAGUGGUUUCAAUAUCCUUAAUUCAUGGUAUGUAUAUGAUGAAUGCGAAUACCAGAAAAAGAAUACAAAGAAAAAAAAAAGGAAGAAAAUGAAAAGGAGGAAAAGAAAUGGGUGAGCCUUAAGAAGAGCAUAGUUUAUUAUCAACAAAAGGUUCUUUUGUAUUGGGCAACUACUCUGAAUAUUUCCGCCAUUUUGGAAUAAAAUUUCUAUGUAUUCCGUUCAUAUGAUUUAGGAUAGCAGUUCAUUCAUUUCCAUUUUAAGGUAGCAUCAGUUAUUUGGGUUUUAUACAGGUAAUCGUUAAUUUAUCUUAAUUCGUUCAGUUUAGUUUAGUUUAGUUCAGUUUAGGGUCAUUUAGAUUAGUUUCUUUCGUUUCAAGUGUAGAUUUUAAUAAAUACUCGUUUCUUUUUUUUUUUUAUCA
Molecule: messenger RNA, 1720 nt
Organism: Schizosaccharomyces octosporus yFS286
Lineage: Eukaryota; Fungi; Ascomycota; Schizosaccharomycetes; Schizosaccharomycetales; Schizosaccharomycetaceae
Product: palmitoyltransferase
Exons: 2
Coding region: 174-1160 (328 amino acids)
Biological process (GO): protein targeting to membrane; peptidyl-L-cysteine S-palmitoylation
Cellular component (GO): Golgi apparatus; endoplasmic reticulum
Molecular function (GO): protein-cysteine S-palmitoyltransferase activity
Source: RefSeq, a predicted model, not a curated record